AAGAAACGACAUCUCACAUACAGUACAUCACCCAACAUCGAGCAGACCGGAGCUAUGUUUGCCUUCUAGAACUCCACGAUGCAUCAUCCACUCAUCCAGCUCAGUGAUGGACUGGCUCACAGUGGUUGCCGAACGCUUUUAUACACCAUGAUCGUCUUCCUUGUCCUUCUACAGUCCGGUGACGGUCAGCAUCAGGUGGUUGGUCCAUCUCAGCCAAUACGGGCAACAAUUGGUGAUGACAUCAUUUUGCCAUGCCACUUGGAGCCUGCCAAGGAUGCUUCUGACAUGAAGUUGGAGUGGGCGAGACCUGACUUGAACCCUAGGUUUAUACAUGUGAGGGCAAACCGUCAAGAAUACGUAAUUCACAAACAGCCAUCAUACAAAGGAAGAACAUCGGUGUCCAACGACAAACUGAAGCAUGGAGACGUUUCACUGACACUCUCCAAAGUGAAAGUCUCUGAUGAAGGAUUGUACAGAUGCCUCAUUCCCUCACUGAAUCAAGCAGCUUUUAUUCAACUUAUUGUUGGUGCCGUCUCCUCACCUGUAAUCAGUUUAGAGAACAGAUCCAGCAGGAGAGUGGUGUUACAGUGUGAGUCUGCAGGCUGGUAUCCAGAGCCUGAGGUGUUGUGGCUGGACGGUGAGGGAAAGCUCCUCUCUGCUGGACCUACAGAGACAGUCAGAGGUCCUGAUGACCUCUAUACUGUCAGCAGCAGAGUGACUGUGGAGAAGAGACACAGCAACAGCUUCACCUGUAGAGUCCAGCAGAGGAACAUCAACCAGACCAGAGAGACACACAUCCAGGUUCCAGUCCUCUCUAUGUAUGUGAAGUGUGUCAUGGCUCCUGGCUUGGUCUGUGUCUGUCUUUCCGGUGUCCUCACAGUACUUGGAUGGAGACCAAGGUUGAUAGUGGUUCGUCAAUAUUUAAAUGAGAGGACUCAGAGGACUGACAACCAUGAAACAGCAGGAACAGAAAACCAAACGGCUCCACUGCAGCAAGAACUUCAGGCACAUUGGUUUUCUAGAAAGCUGUUGAGCUUUCAGUGUCAUCAUGCUGGAGUAUCACAUGUCAAGUAUGGGAAGAGGUCCACCGCUGGGCUUCCAGGUAGCAGAGACUCUGUUAUUGUGAAGGAAAGAGGAAGUAUGGUGCUGAUCUGCGACUUUGGAAGCAAAGCAGGUGCUGUCUCCACGCCCAUCAUAGAGAUCAGAUCAUAUUACAAUGGAAGUGUGGUGUUACAGUGUGAGUCUGCAGGCUGGUAUCCAGAGCCUGAGGUGUUGUGGCUGGACGGUGAGGGAAAGCUCCUCUCUGCUGGACCUACAGAGACAGUCAGAGGUCCUGAUGACCUCUAUACUGUCAGCAGCAGAGUGACUGUGGAGAAGAGACACAGCAACAGCUUCACCUGUAGAGUCCAACAGAGGAACAUCAACCAGACCACAGAGACACACAUCCAGGUUCCAGAUGAUUACUUCAUGGACCUGCUCUCUUCUAGCUGGAUUUGGAGCAACACACUUGCUAUUAUUGCUGUCGUACUGUCAGUUAUUUUCAUACUAUUAUGUCAGUGGAGAUAGAACUAUGAUAUGUUAAUAUUAUCUGAUCUAUAAAUAUCUAUGUAACAUUGUAUUAUCUAGCAGACUCUUUCAUAUAGUUUCUGUUUGAGUAUAGUAAGAAAACGACUUAUUGCUAACAUGAACAAACUGAUAAAACAGAG
Epinephelus lanceolatus (giant grouper) is the source of this 1706-nucleotide messenger RNA. The record is from RefSeq and is a predicted model, not a curated record. NCBI's taxonomy places the organism in Eukaryota, Metazoa, Chordata, Actinopteri, Perciformes, Serranidae.